Setaria italica (foxtail millet) is the source of this 1017-nucleotide messenger RNA. Its product is annotated as E3 ubiquitin-protein ligase EL5. The record is from RefSeq and is a predicted model, not a curated record. Bases 313 to 1017 code for a protein of 234 amino acids. The transcript has 2 exons. NCBI's taxonomy places the organism in Eukaryota, Viridiplantae, Streptophyta, Magnoliopsida, Poales, Poaceae.
UGUCACUCACGCGCGCGACAACGCCAGUAAACCGGUCGCGUUCGUGGAAUCUCACGGUCUCUCGUGGCCGCCGCUGACCGGUCGGGCGGCCUAGCCUGGCCAGGCGCGCAAAACCUCAGCAGGAACUCGCCUUCCAAGUUCCAAGCUUAGCCGCAGCCGCACCUUCAAGGCGCCUUCUUCCUCCUCCGCGCAUGCGCCCCGUCGCCUCAAUGCUCGGACACUUCGUGCGUCCCGGAAAUGUGUAUAUCUGUGCGACCUCUCCAGUGCUCGGGGCACACUUGCGCUUCGCCGCGCCGCUGAAGGGGUCCAAGCAUGACGCACCAAGGCGCCAGCGACGACAUGGACUCGUCAUGGCCGAGCGGCGGCGGCGCCGCCGUCGCCGGCCCUCCCACGGCGCCCGUGGCGGCGGCCGCUGGGGGUGUCUUGACGGUCGGCAGCAUCACCACAGUGGCCGGCACUCUCCUCAUCUUCGUGGUCAUCGCUGCCGGGCUCGUCUCCCUGCAGUACUUCUUCGACGCGCGGGACGACGACGACGACAGGGGAAGCAGCCACGGCGGCCAGGCGCCGCGGCGACGUGGCGGUGGCGGUGGGAUCCGGGCCGCCAGGGGCGUCGACCGGGAUGUGCUCCGCUCCUUGCCGAUCACCGUGUACCGCGCGGCGGCGCCGGGUUCGGGGAAGGAGGAGGACGCGGUGGAGUGCGCGGUGUGCCUCGCCGAGCUUGAGGACGGCGAGGCGGCGCGGUUCCUGCCCCGAUGUGGCCACGGCUUCCACGCCGAGUGCAUCGAUACGUGGCUGGCGUUCCACACCACCUGCCCGCUCUGCCGGCUCACCGUCUCCAAGCCCGACACGUCUCCGGCGCCUGCCCUGGCCGUCCUUCCGGUGCCGCCAGAGCCGGCGAACUACGCGGACCAUGCCGCGACCGUGAACCUGCCGGCGAGCGUGCUCCUCGGGGUGUCCGGAUGCCGCAACUUGCUCCAGCCAUCAGAGUUGUCGCUUAUGCCACCUCCUGAGUCCUGA